AUGGCGCAAAAUAACAAGAAUCGUCUUUUAAUUUUAAACGAUGUAAAGAAUUAUUAUAACAAAAUAUUUACAAGCGAGGUACUCAUAUCUUUACAAAAAGAUAUAAAGUUAGAAGAUUUAAUGUUCUCGUAUAACUACUAUUCUCAUUUAAUUUAUGAGAAUAAUAAUGUUGAUGAGGUGUAUGUAAUUCCAAGUGACUAUUUAAAUAGCGAUGAUGAUUUGGAUUAUAAUAUUAAUGAUAAUAAUGAGUUAACCUGUUUUUUAUUAAGAAGAGAAGAACGUAGAAAUAAGAGCAAGGCAAAUUAUAGGUACAGCAAUGAUGAGAUGAUAAAUUAUUUUGACCCUUUAACCAGUGAAGAAGAAUUUGAAGAAAAAAUUGAAAAAACGUUUGAAUUUUUAAACAAUUUAUUAUUAUCAAUAGAUGUGGGUAAUAAUGAUAUGAAUAAUAAUCAUCUGGAUGGAUCUAACUCAUCAAAUAAAUUACAUUUAAUUAAUCAAAUAUGUAUUAAUUUAAAUGUUAGAAAAGAAGAUGAUAAUAUUUACAAACUUUGUAAUAUACAAGUUGAUAGGAGUCAAAUAAAUCAAAUUACCUUAAUUAUUAUUGCAUAUAUAAUUACUUCUAUCUUUAAAUUAAGUAUGGGUAGGAAAUUAAUUUUUUCGAAUAAAAAUAUCAACAAUAUGUUAUUUAGAACUUUACAUUUACAAAAUAUUUAUAUACAAAUAUAUACAAUGAAAAAUUUAAAAAAAUAUAUUGUAGAAGAUGCAGAAUUUUGUGAUAUUGUACAUUUGAAAAUGAUCAAGGUGUGUCUUUUUAGUAAAUCAUUAUGUUCAUUUAAUAGGGCUAAUCAUAUUUUAUUACUCUUGCUUAGAGAAAAAAAGAAUUAUUCUCAUGAUAUAUUUGAUUUUUAUUUUUUGAGAAAACUUAAGUAUUCUUUAGAACAUUCAGAUAAUAUUGAACGAUUAAGAUUGUUAGAUUUUAUAACUGAUUGUAUAAAUGUUACUAAUGAUGAGAACGUGUGUAAUUUAUUUAAGUUGAAAGUAAAGUCUUCACAAAAUAAAACAGCGUUUAGCAAAAAUGAGAAUACAAAUGUAAAUAAUAAUAAUAAUAAUAAUAAUAAUAAUAGUUAUAGUAAUAAUAAUAAUGGUAUUAAUGUUGAUAUUUCACAACUAUAUAAUACAGAUAUACAGUUAAAAUUAGAUAAGCAAUUUAACAGAUAUUGUGAUGAAUCUGAUGAUGAAGAUAUUUACACGGAUAAUAUAAUUUUUUCUCAAAUACAUGGUUUAAAGGAUAUUAUGAAUAAACAUAAUUAUAAAAUAAAAGAUAUAUAUCUAAUGAUUAGAAUUAAUUUAUUUAAAUAUUUACAUAUGAUUUACCUAAAAGAUGAUUUAUUAUUAAAAAUAAAUGUAUUAGAAAUAUAUUCCAAAUUAGUUCAGAAUAUUCAAUAUUGUGAUGGAUUACAUUGGGAAAACUGCUACUUUUUAUAUAAUGUUUUAUAUGAUUUAAAAGAAAAAGAUGAUUAUAUAUUACAUUUAAGUAUUAUGAAUUCUUUAAUAUCAUAUUCAUUUAUAAAUGAAUCUGUAUUACUUUAUCUUAUAAGUGCACAUUCAAAUAUUUUAAUAAAAAUAAUACUUCAAUAUAUAGAUAAUAAAGAAAGUGAUGUUGAAAAACUAAUUGUUGGAAUUAAAGCAUUUGGAUUUUUCUUUUCAUAUAAAGAAUCUUCUAAUCUUCUUUUGAAUUUAAAUAAAAAUGCUCAUUUGGUUGUUAUUAAUCAUAUAAGUACUCAUUCUAAUACAAAUGUAUUAUUACAUGCAAUAAAUAUAUGGUUAAAAAUUUUAAUAUCUAAGCCUAUGGAUGAUAUAUGGUUUAAAAAUAUUAUUCAUUCAAUUCUCCUGGAAAAAAUUAUUCUCAUAUUAAAAGAAAUUGAUGAUAACAAUAUACAAACCAAUAUUUUCAAAUUAUUACAUUUAAUGAUACCUUAUGAUAUUGCUACUACCAUUUUAAAUGAACAGUGGAUCAUUAAAAGUUUACAUGAUGAAUUUGAAAAUAAAGCGUAUGACCUAAAAAUUAGUAGACACAAAUUUUUUGUGGCCUUAUACCAACAUAACAAAGAUAUUAUUUCAAACAAUGCCUAUGCAGAUAAUUUAAUACGAAACUUUAUAGAAGCAACACCCAAAAGGUAUUAA
This is a messenger RNA of Plasmodium falciparum 3D7, 2184 nucleotides long. RefSeq lists its product as uncharacterized. Lineage: Eukaryota; Apicomplexa; Aconoidasida; Haemosporida; Plasmodiidae. The record is from RefSeq and is a predicted model, not a curated record.